Cherax quadricarinatus is the source of this 1260-nucleotide messenger RNA. The record is from RefSeq and is a predicted model, not a curated record. NCBI's taxonomy places the organism in Eukaryota, Metazoa, Arthropoda, Malacostraca, Decapoda, Parastacidae.
UACAGGAUAAACCAAACCAUCAUGGAGUGGACGUUACCUUCCUCGGGCGUCCUGGUGGUAACUCUGCUGCAGUUGCUGGCACUUCCCUGCCCUGGCGUUCCUUCCGUCAUUAAACCGGCCAUACAGGUAUCGCCAGGAGGUGCGGCCUCGGGAGGUAGCCGCCCGCUGAUUAAAAUCGUCGCUGACAAGAGACGAGAGUUCGAGCGAGGCUCCAGCGGCAACAUCAAUGAUUAUUUCCAGUUCGACGACGUGUUCGACCAGAGCGGCGGCGGCGGCGGGUUUGGUGGUGGUUUAAACUUCGGGUUUAACCAAGGAGGUGUAGGUGGUGGUGGCGGCCAGUUGGUAACCCAGCAUAAUACAGUUACUCUUACACAAACCAGCUUCAAGCAGGUUGAGGUAACGAAAACUGUGACGGACACGAGUAUUAGUUACAUAACUCACCGCAGCACUGAAUAUAUCACUUACACUACUCCACUACCGUUAUACAACACAGAGUUUGAGACAGAGUACAGGACUCAUUACUUGACGGAAACUGAGUUCCAAGAUGUACCUGUGUACACUACCAUCAUCCAGACACAGUAUCAGACGGAGUACCAGACAGAUACCUCCAUUCUGGAGGUUCCUGUCUACAGCACCUUGAUCUCUACCGUCUAUCAUACCAAAUACCGCACAGAGUUCUUCACUGACACUGAAACGCAGCAGUUGCCGAUAUAUUCGACUUACGUCUCUACGCUGACGGAAACAACGCAUUUGCCAACGUACCUAACGGAGACGCACUUCGAUACAGAGUACGUCACCUCAACAACGGUGGUUACGUCGACAUCAAUCGACUAUAUUACAGUAACGACACAUCUCACGACGACGGCAUAUGAGGAUGUGUAUGUGACACAGACGCAGGAGGUACCUACGUACAUCACUAGCACCGACUACCGCCAGGUGAUCAUCACUCAAACUGAGACACAACCUCACUACAUCACCACCACGGAGCUGAAGGAGGUGGUAGUAACACAAACAACAACUGUACCUCUAUACCUCACUACCACAGCUAUCUCAGAAGUUCACUUCACCACAACGGUGCCCAUUAAUAAUUACCUAACAACUUCUGUACCAGCUUUCGUGGUGAGCACCGUUGACAGGUACCUCACCACCACAGUGCCUUAUUAUGUCACCAAAAGUGCCGCAGGUCACCGUAACUUGCACUCAAACCAAUAUUACACCUACUUCGCAUAAUACUGCCAUGUGCAUCAAUAAUCUUUCGAC